AUGUUCUCUACUCUCCUAGAAAGAAUGGGAUCGCCGUCUCGACCAACAUCUCGCGAUGGUGCGACGCGUGCCUCGCCGUCAGAAUCUCUGCUUAGUGCUAUCACCGUCGACGACUCCCCGCUUGGGCAAUCCUCGUCCUCCACGCCCCCAACCAGCAUUGGUGACAGCGUCAGCAUCUCCUCGACCUCUUUGAAGCUCGAGAAUAUCGAACCAAACGAACGAGCAUCUGCGGAGCCGUCUACUGAACGUAGUCGCCGUGCCCGCUCCAGCAUUGGCACUUACAAUGUCAAGGUCCUCAGCGGCACCGCGAUACAUGCUCCUAAGAAGUACAGCAAGGACCCGUCAGCCAUUGAGUCGCGUAGAAGAACUAUAUCGGGCGACACACUUGUUAGUGCACUGGCAUCGAACAAUUCGUCAACCGAGACCGUAGAGAAGGAUGCGAACCGACUUGUGCGAGACGGGAUUGAAGCACUGGACUUGCAAUGGUCCGUCAAGGGAUUACCGAAAUCGAGAAGCCAGAUUGCUGGACUGUCAAAGGCCAAACGAGAGCUGCGAAAUCUGGCAGACACUCCUGAGUAUGCGAAAAUCGAUACGAAGCCUGUCGUACACGAGGUGUGGAGCAAUGGAAAGUUGGUUAUAGCAGAGCCCCCAAGGAAGAAGAAGAAGGUUGAAGAAGUGGCUGUGGAGAAGAAGAAACUCACACCGGAAACCGACAAGAGGCCAGAUCCCCCAAAAUUCAAAGAUGGCAAGAGAGAAAAGGUUUGGCUCAACAAGGGCCUCUAUGCGGGACAAGAGCACCGAAACUUCGAUUGGUUUGCCGACCAGUCCGGUAAGACGAGGAAAGAUAUUGUUGAUGCUACACCCUACCAACCAAACAAGUUUAUGCCUUUGCCCAUGUGGCAUGGCCAGCGAUUGUUGCACAUUGGAAGACACUUCAAACUCCCUUUCGAUGUGUGCUCACCACUUCCCCCCGGACAACCGAAGCCAGAUGAGUGGCGGAAAACCUCGAGUAACCGAUUUGUUGGCGACGCUGCAGCCAUGUGGAAGAAGUCAAGUCUUUUCGACAGUUUUUCAUCCAAGUGUGUUUGCACGCCGGAAGGCGGCUGUGACGAAGACUGUCAAAACAGAAUCAUGCUUUAUGAGUGUGAUGAUACAAACUGUGCAGCUGGCCGUGACAAGUGCACAAACCGUGCAUUUGCUGAUCUACAAGAGCGUCGGAAAGGUGGUGGCAAGUACAGAAUUGGAGUUGAAGUCAUCAAGACCGAGGACCGUGGUUAUGGUGUUCGAACUAACCGUUGCUUUGAUGCUCAUCAAAUCAUUGUUGAAUACACUGGUGAGAUUAUCACUGAAGAUGAGUGUGAUCGACGAAUGAAUGAAGAUUACAAGAACAAUGAGUGCUACUACUUGAUGUCUUUCGAUCAGAACAUGAUCAUUGAUGCCACCAAAGGAAGCAUUGCCCGCUUUGUCAACCACUCUUGCAAACCCAACUGCCGAAUGGUGAAAUGGAUUGUUGGAGGCAAGCCGCGGAUGGCCCUUUUUGCUGGUGAUGGACCCAUCAUGACUGGCGAGGAAUUGACCUACGACUACAACUUUGACCCUUUCUCUGCCAAGAACGUUCAGGAGUGCCGGUGUGGUAGCGACAAUUGCCGAGGUGUUCUUGGACCAAAACCUAAGCCUCCAGUCAAAGAAAGCAUCAAGGAGGCCGUGAAGGCGGGCGUGAAGGCAGGAAAGAGAAAGUUGAAGGAACUUCUUGGUGGGGAUGAAGACGAUAGGGAGAACUCGCGCAGUCCCAAGAAGAGGAAGAUCAAGCAAGCGAAGGGCCUCAAGAGAUCAGCUUCGUCGGCGAGCAUGAAGAUGGCGAAAGGAGCUGCAAAGGCUGUUAAGAGAACUAUCUCUGCUCAGCUUCUCAACGCUCGUCGGGCCGUCGGACCAAAGCGAGUCAUCAAGAAGACAAUGAAGGGCAGUUCAUUGAAGGUUUACGGCAACCGCAAGACCCAGAUCUCCUCGAGAAACUCGAGCUUGACCAUCGUUGCAACAGAUGGAAGUCCUAAGCGUGGAAAGGCAAAGUCUCUAAUUGGUGGCAUGACAGCAGCAACACUGACGGCGCCUCUUGAUGUCCUAAAAACGCGUCUACAAUCCGACUUCUACCAAGCUCAGCUCGCUCAAACUCGUCUUAUGAAAGGCAUCUCACCACACGCACACCUCUCCCCUCUCCGCAGCGGGCUCCUACAUUUCCGCGAAACUUUCCAAAUAUUGGGCUCUGUUCACAGAGUUGAAGGAUGGCGGGCACUGUUCAAGGGACUCGGGCCAAAUCUUCUUGGAGUGGUGCCCGCCCGAUCAAUCAAUUUCUUCGUCGUUGGAAAUGGGAAGAGGAUAAUCGCCGACUAUGGAAACAAAGGGGAGGAAUCUGCUUGGGUUGUUUUAUGUGCGGCUGCACUGGCAGGAAUAGUGACAUCAACGGUUACGAAUCCGAUUUGGUUGAUUAAGACGAGGCUACAGCUGGACAAGAAUAUUGUGGAGAAGACGGGUGGCGUAGCUGUCAGGAAGUACAGGAACUCGUGGGAUUGUAUAAAGCAGGUCGUAGGGCAGGAGGGGAUUCGAGGGUUGUAUAAGGGCAUGAGCGCGAGUUAUCUGGGUGUAACGGAGAGCACGCUGCAAUGGGUACUUUACGAGCAGAUGAAGAAAUCCUUGGCGAAGAGAGAAGAACGAAUCCUACUCAGUGGGCGGCCGAAGAAUAUUUGGGAUAGAACUUUGGAAUGGACUGGCAAUGUUGGAGCUGCUGGCGGUGCGAAGCUUGUUGCAGCUCUUGCGACCUACCCUCAUGAGGUCGCACGCACACGUCUUCGUCAAGCACCUACUGAAAACGGUCACCUCAAAUAUACCGGCCUCGUCCAAUGCUUCAAGCUGAUCUGGAAAGAAGAAGGCAUGGUAGCCAUGUACGGCGGCCUCACACCUCACCUCUUAAGAACCGUCCCCAGCGCUGCCAUCAUGUUCGGGAUGUACGAAGGAAUAUUAAAGCUAUUACAUGCACCAUCGUAG
Messenger RNA from Hyaloscypha bicolor E, 3039 nucleotides. RefSeq names its product mitochondrial carrier. NCBI's taxonomy places the organism in Eukaryota, Fungi, Ascomycota, Leotiomycetes, Helotiales, Hyaloscyphaceae. Gene Ontology annotation, molecular function: protein binding; pyrimidine nucleotide transmembrane transporter activity; histone methyltransferase activity. Bases 1 to 3039 code for a protein of 1012 amino acids. The record is from RefSeq and is a predicted model, not a curated record. Gene Ontology annotation, biological process: pyrimidine nucleotide import into mitochondrion. The transcript is spliced from 7 exons. Gene Ontology annotation, cellular component: nucleus; mitochondrion.